Messenger RNA from Periophthalmus magnuspinnatus, 1991 nucleotides. RefSeq names its product adenosine deaminase 2a (gene ada2a). Gene Ontology annotation, biological process: inosine biosynthetic process; adenosine catabolic process. NCBI's taxonomy places the organism in Eukaryota, Metazoa, Chordata, Actinopteri, Gobiiformes, Gobiidae. The record is from RefSeq and is a predicted model, not a curated record. Gene Ontology annotation, molecular function: adenosine deaminase activity.
GACACUGUACACAGGCCUGUGUCCUCCAUGGAUCUGUCUUUUUUCCCUUAACCUCUUCAUACAGUCGGCGGCAGAAGCCCUUCACUUCUUGUCAGAUGAUUUCUUUUGACUUUGUUCCAUGUUGCGCGCGCAGACUGAUGUCAUUCGUUUUAUUUCUCUGUUUUUGUGACGAUUAACAAAAUCUCCGCUUUGUGGAGACGCCGAGACUUCUCCUGCUGCCCCUGCUCUACCGUAUGGGCUACUACUAAUCCAAACCUGCUACAGACAUGGAUGUCCCACCAGAGCGCCAUCUAGUGGUGUGUCUGUGGAUGGCCCUGUGCUGCCUGUGGGGGGGUCUGUCCAUACCAGAUCCCAAAUAUAGAGAGACUCUCAUGGAGAUGGAGGCGUCCAUGCAGACAGGAGGCCAGGUGGUGUUGAGUGAGAAGGAGAAACUUCUCAACUCUCGACUUUUACAAAUGAAACAGGAGGAGGUGAUGAGGAAAGACUUUCCACCUGCAGUGCACUUCUUUAAAGCCAGGGACCUGAUCGAAGAAAGCCCCCUCUUCAGUCUGCUGCAGAAAGUGCCUAAAGGGGCAGCCCUUCACGUGCAUGACUUCUCCAUGACGGACGUGAAGUGGCUGGUGAAGAAUGUGACAUAUCGGCCUCACCUCUACAUGUGCUCUACAGACGCACAGUCCAUACGGUUCAUGUUCUGCUCCCAAAUGCCCAAACCACUGCCUCGCUGCUCCCCCUGGGUUUUACUGGAAAAACUCCGAGCUAUGACUGUUAAUGUGACUGAGCUUGAUGACAGAAUAAUGAAGAACUUAACCCUCUUCACUGAGCUGGACCCAGACGUGGUGUACCCGACACAGGACGUGGUGUGGGAGCGGUUUGAAAAAGCGUUCCGUGCUGUGAGCGAUCUGGUCAGUUACGCUCCAGUCUUCAGAGAUUAUUAUUACCAAGGCCUCAGCGAGUUAUAUGCAGACAAUGUCAUGUAUCUGGAGCUGCGGACGCUACUCUCUGAGAUGUAUGAGCUGGAUGGCAGAACUCACGAAUUGACUUGGACUCUAAAAACCUACCAGGAUGUCACAAGACAGUUCACAGCAGAUUUUCCAGACUUCUUUGGAGCAAGAAUAAUUUUCACUAUUCAUAGGUAAAUUACGGGUGCGGUGAAUUCGACCGUGAUGGACCAAGUUGUAAAGACGGCCAUGAAGUUGAAGAGAGACUUCCCAGACUUUAUGGCAGGCUUUUGAUUUGGUGGGCCGUGAAGACCGAGGAGAGGACCUCUGUGGUAUUUCCGAAAUGAACUUUCUCUCCCAUCAGACAAAGGACUGCCCCUUCCCUUCUACUUCCACGCAGGAGAAAACUAGUAUGUCUGUGUUUAUUACAAUUUGGAGGGCUCAGAAGUGGACCAGAACUUGCUGGAUGCUUUGUUGUUCAACACAUCACGCAUUGGUCAUGGCUUUGCUUUGCUACGACACCCUGUGGCCAAGGAAUUCUCCAGGAAAGAGGAAGUAGCUUUGGAAAUUUGCCCCAUCUCCAACCAGGUUUUAAAGUUGGUAGAUGACUUAAGAAACCACCCUGGUGCAGUCCUGAUGGCAGAGGACCACCCUUUGGUCAUCAGCUCUGACGAUCCAGCCAUGUUCGGUGCCUCUGGUUUGUCCUACGACUUCUACCAAGCCUUUGUUGGAUUUGGCGGCUUAAGGUCUAACUUAGGCACCCUCAAAGCACUGGCUAUCAACUCCAUAAAGUACUGUUCAUUACCAGCCCAGCAGCAAGAGAAAGCUUUGGCUAUGUGGCAGAAAAGAUGGGACAAGUUUAUAUCCGAAAAUACUCAAUAGACAUUUUUAAAGGGUGUAGACUGGAUGUUUCUUAAUGUGAUUAGUGCUUUCAAGUCUCGAGAGAUAACAGUUUUUAUGAUUUUUAAAUAAAAGUCCUUACCUCAAGUAGAGGAGUUCAAGUAUCUCGGGGUCUUGUUCACGAGUGAGGGAAGGAUGGAGCGUGAGAUUGAC